This is a messenger RNA of Dovyalis caffra, 4623 nucleotides long. The record is from the annotation of a GenBank genome assembly. Lineage: Eukaryota; Viridiplantae; Streptophyta; Magnoliopsida; Malpighiales; Salicaceae.
AUGGGGGAAAGUUGUCGUUGGGGAAGGAAUGCAAAAGCUGUUAUGGAGAAUGUGUAUUGGCACGACGACCCUGAAAUUGCCCAAUCAAUCUGGACACUUGUUCGCAUAUGUGGUUCAGAUGAUGCAAGUAGUAUCAGACCAUUGGUGUCCGAUUUUGUGUCCAAGGUUGGCAUUGGGGACCCACAUUCUGUUGUUUUCCAUCUACCUGUAGACUAUGGUCAGAUGAAAGUUUGUCAACCCAUGAGGAUCACCAAUCCUAUGGAAGGGAAUUUUAAUAUGGAUACUGGCGUAUCUGAAGAACUGUUGAUUGCACUCUUGAAACUUUUGAUGAAGUAUCUGAUGGAUGAUUCUGUUAGAAUUGUUGAUAUGACCUCACAAUCUCUUCGGGGAAUACUCUCAACUGAAAGAGGUCAGAGAGCUCUGUUGUCGUUUGGUUGUUAUGAAAGGUCUCUUAUUGAGGCAUGGAUUUUACUCUGUUCUGAUGCUGCUACCCCAGUACCACCUGCAAUGUUGCUGAUGUUGAACUUGCUUUCUUUAAGAAGGGAUGCAAGCCUGGGUUUGGAAGUACUUUCAGAUAGGUUUAAUGUAAAAAGUGAUGAAAAACCAAAAGAUAUGGGGAUCUUAGAGUAUAUUCACUCAAAGGGUGUAAAUGUUGAGCUGGUGGAGAAGUUAGUGUUGGAUCUUGAAAAGAGGUAUAGAGCUGAAGCAAUUUCAUUGGAGGAGUCUACAGUUUGGGAGACACCUAAUAAGACCUUCCAAAUGUGGAUUUGUCCACUUGUGUAUUCAUUGGUUAGCUACAGCAAUGAUGUUAUAUUAAAAUUAUGCCAAGAUAUCGUGUUAUUGAAAGCUGAAGUUGCUGAGCUUUUGUUUCCGAGUGUUAUCAUAGAUCUAGCUUGUCGACAGGAUAUUCAUCUUGAUCUUCAUAAAUUAAUCUCUUUGCAGAAUGCUAAGCCUUCUAGCUAUGGCUCAAAAUCCCGUUCCACUUCUGUAAAAGCUAGAGACUCAGUUGCUGCAUCAAGUUCAAUGGUGAUGUCAACAUCUUCCUGGGACAAGGUUUAUUGGCUGAAAAUUGAUUAUCUUGUUGUUGCCAAAUCAGCAGUUACUUGUGGCUCAUACUUCACCGCUAUGAUGUAUGUGGAGCAUUGGUGUGAAGAGCAUUUUAAUGGCCUUACACUAGGGAGCCCAGAUUUCUCCCAUCUUGAGGUGUUGCCGCAUCACAUUGAAAUACUUUUGUCAGCAGUCACUCAUAUUAAUGAACCUGACAGCUUAUAUGGGAUCAUCCAAUCACACAAGUUAACCUCUCAAGCUGUUACCUUUGAGCAUGAGGGGAACUGGAGUAAGGCGCUUGAGUAUUAUGACUUGCAAAUACGUUCAGAUCCCCUGCUACAAAUGGGUGGUGGAUCAAGUACUUUGUCAGCAGGGCAUACUCAACCAGGAACUCAUCUAUCACGUUCUGCAUCAGAAGAAGAUAUGAGGCAGAGAAAACCUUACAAAGGUCUGAUUAGAUCUCUGCAGCAGAUUGGUUGCACACAUGUGCUGGAUUUAUAUUGCCAGGGAUUGACAUCUAGAAGGGACCAGUUUCAUUGUGAUUUGGAGUUCAAUGAAUUGCAGUAUGAGGCUGCUUGGCGUGCAGGAAACUGGGAUUUUUCCUUACAUUUUGUGGGAGCUAAUUCCCCUUCACAUCCAGAUGUUAAAUUUGAUCAUUUCAAUGAAAAUUUGCAUGGUUGUUUGAGGGCAUUUCAAGAGGGAGAUUUUGAUGAAUUUCACAGAAAACUGAAGGGCUCAAAACAGGAGCUUGUGUGCUCUGUCUCCUGUGCAAGCGAGGAGAGCACUGAAAACAUAUACUCAACAAUAAUUAAACUUCAGAUCCUUUAUCAUCUGGGCUUGGCAUGGCAUAUCCGUUGGGAAACAUCUCAAUGUGAAGGGGCAGAAUUCUAUCCGGGGAAAAGACGAUGUUUUUCAGAACCUUUAAUCCCUACCAUGGAACAGUUGUCAUGGUUGAAUGUGGAUUGGAACUCUAUUUUGGAACAAUCACAGCUGCAUAUGAAUUUGUUGGAACCAUUCAUAGCAUUCAGGCGAGUUUUGCUUCAGGUCUUGAAUUGUAAUGAGUGUACAACGCAACAUCUUUUGCAAUCUGCAUCCACUCUUCGCAAGGGCUCUAGGUUUUCUCAAUCCACUGCAGUUCUGCAUGAGUUUAAGCUUGCUAGUGCUGGAACUGGAGAGCAUUCCUCAACUUUGUAUUGGCUUGGCAGGCUUGAAGAAGCAAAGCUAUUGCGUGCCCAAGGUCAGCAUGAGACGGCUAUCAGCCUUGCAAAAUACAUUUCCCAAAAUUGUCACGCAAACGAAGAAGGUUCAGAUGUAUAUCGCUUGGUUGGAAAGUGGCUGGCAGAAACUCGAUCUAGCAACUCAAGAACUAUUUUAGAGAAGUAUCUAAAACCUGCAGUUUCAGUUGCCGAAGCUCACAAGACCACUAACAAGAAGUCCAUAGAAAGACUAAGCCAAGCUCAUUUUCAUCUUGCACACUAUGCAGAUGCUCUGUUCAAGUCAUGUGAGGAAAGACUAACCUCUAGUGAAUGGCAAGCAGCAAUGCGUUUAAGGAAACACAAGGCAGCUGAGUUGGAGGCAAUUGUUAAACGGCUAAGAAGUUCAACGAAGGGAGAGAAGAAUGACUACUCCCUCAAAAUACUUGAGUUGCAAAAGCAACUUGCAAUGGACAAGGAAGAGGCUGAAAAAUUAAAGGAUGACAGGGACAAUUUUCUCAGCCUAGCACUGGAAGGAUACAAGCGUUGCUUGGUGAUAGGUGACAAAUAUGAUGUGAGAGUGGUUUUCCGACUUGUUUCUCUGUGGUUCAGUCUUUCUUCGAGACAAAAUGUUAUAAAUAACAUGCUUGACACAAUUGAUGAGGCUCAGUCCUAUAAAUUUGUACCGUUAGUUUAUCAAAUUGCUUCAAGAAUGGGAAGCUCGAAGGACAGUUUGGGACCUAAUAAUUUUCAGUUUGCUUUGGCUUCUCUUGUGAAGAAAAUGGCUAUAGACCAUCCAUACCAUACCAUUUUUCAGCUUCUAGCUUUGGCAAAUGGUGACCGUAUCAAGGACAAACAGCGUAGUAGAAACUCAUUUGUGGUGGAUAUGGAUAAAAUAACUGCAGCAAAAAGGCUUCUAGGAGAGUUGUCCUCAUAUCAUGGGGCCAUUAUUACACAAAUGAAACAAAUGGUUGAAAUCUAUAUCAAACUGGCUGAGUUGGAAACAAAGAGAGAGGAUACCAACAAAAGGGUUUCACUUCCAAGAGAAAUCCGCAGUGUUCGUCAGCUGGAACUUGUUCCUGUAGUGACUGCUAGGUUCCCAGUUGACCGUGAUUGUCAUUAUAAUGAAGGUUCCUUCCCACACUUCAAGGGAUUAGCUGAUUCAGUUAUGGUAAUGAAUGGUAUAAAUGCUCCAAAAGUGGUUGAAUGCCUUGGUUCUGAUGGUCAAAAGUAUCGGCAGCUGGCCAAGUCUGGAAAUGAUGACCUAAGACAAGAUGCUGUUAUGGAACAAUUUUUUGGUCUGGUUAACACUUUUCUACAAAAUAACAGGGAUACAUGGAAAAGAAGAUUAGGUGUACGAACAUACAAGACUGUUCUUGUUUCCAAAAUGUGUGCGCUUUUAGUGGUGUCAGCAGUGAGUGCAGUUUUGAGUUUUGUGGGCCUAGAAUGUUGUUGUGAGGUUGUUCCUUUCACUCCAAGUGCUGGUGUUCUUGAAUGGGUUAAUGGAACUCUUCCCCUUGGAGAAUAUCUUAUAGGAAGCACAAGAAAUGGUGGUGCUCAUGGUCGCUAUGGAGUGGGAGACUGGUCAUUUCUCAAAUGCCGAGAGCACAUGUCAAAUGCAAGAAAAGGACAAGCGCAAAGCAUUCCAGGAAGUCUGUCAGAACUUCAGACACUCAACUUCAAAAGAUUGAAGCUCACACGGACAAACCGGAUUGGCAUCUCGUGCAGGCCUGUCAUGCAUCACUUUUUCUUGGAGAGAUUUUUGCAACCAGCUGACUGGUUUGAGAAGAGACUUGCAUACACACGUAGCUUGGCUGCCAGUUCAAUGGUGGGUUACAUUGUUGGCCUAGGAGACAGGCAUUCCAUGAAUAUCCUAAUUGAUCAAGCUACUGCAGAAGUUGUUCAUAUAGAUCUUGGUGUUGCUUUUGACCAAGGCUUGAUGCUGAAAACACCAGAGAGGGUUCCAUUCAGACUGACAAGAGACAUUGUUGAUGGCAUGGGUGUUACUGGAGUGGAAGGGGUUUUUAGAAGAUGUUGUGAGGAAACUCUCUCUGUUAUGCGAACAAAUAAAGAAGCAUUGCUGACCAUUGUUGAAGUUUUUAUCCAUGACCCAUUGUAUAAAUGGGCUUUAUCUCCUCUCAAGGCUUUGCAGCGUCAAAAGGAAACAGAUUACGAUUUGGAGACUGGCUUGGAAGACACACAAGAUCAACAUGAAGGUAAUAAGGAUGCUGAACGUGCACUGAUGCGUGUAAGGCAAAAACUUGAUGGAUAUGAAGAAGGUGAAUUAAGAAGUGUACAUGGACAGGUUCAACAGCUUAUACAAGAUGCUAUUGAUCCUGAGCGUUUAUGUCAAAUGUUUGCUGGAUGGGGAGCUUGGAUGUAA